Messenger RNA from Podarcis raffonei (Aeolian wall lizard), 866 nucleotides. RefSeq names its product natriuretic peptides A-like. The record is from RefSeq and is a predicted model, not a curated record. NCBI's taxonomy places the organism in Eukaryota, Metazoa, Chordata, Lepidosauria, Squamata, Lacertidae. The transcript is spliced from 3 exons. Gene Ontology annotation, biological process: negative regulation of systemic arterial blood pressure; neuropeptide signaling pathway; cGMP biosynthetic process. Gene Ontology annotation, molecular function: hormone receptor binding; hormone activity. The coding region runs from base 198 to 605 and encodes 135 amino acids. Gene Ontology annotation, cellular component: nucleus; extracellular region; cytoplasm.
CGAGGGGGCUGGAAUGCGCCCCAGAUAGUCCCACCGAUAACCCAAGGAAGCAGAGCUCGGCUCAAAGGGUAUAUAAGGCCGGCUGGGGAGAAGCAGGCAGCACAGGACACAGCAGAGCAGGGACGAAGCGAAGCCAGAGAUCUCUCGAAAAGGACAUCGUCUCCAGAGCGAGAAAGCGAAACACACCUUCUCCAAGCAUGUACACCCAGGGCUCGACCGCAGUCACUUUCGUCUUGCUGUUCCUCCUCUGCUUCCAGCACCCCAUGGCCCACCCCAUCGACAGCCUCAGCCCCGCCAAGGAGCUAGCCAGCAUGGAGGCCCUUCUGCAGAGGCUGGAGGAGAAAGUCUCCCUGAUGGAAGAUCUGCAGAACAGCCCCAACCUAGAAGAUCCUGAAAGCCAGAGGGAGGGACUGGCCGAGUUCCUGGAUGAUGGCAACAGCCAGCAAGUCGAGACCCCGGCCUAUUCAGCCCCGUUCCUCUCCGACCGCAGCUCCCUGCUUAAGCGCAUGCGGGGAAUCCAGACAGCAAAGAGCUGUUUCGGGAGGAGACUGGACCGGAUCGGGGAAGUGACUGCGAUGGGAUGCAGAGGGUCGAGGAGGAAUUAAGAUCCGCUUUCCUGCCGUCAGCUCACCGCAUCCGACCUUUUGACGACAUGUGAAUUUCUGAAGACGUGUGCUUUCUCCAAAAAUUCCUCUGGAAUCAUGCUUCCCGCUUAUUUAUUUCUUAAUUUAUUGAUUUAUUUAUUUCUUUGACCUCUUGUAUGUUUGUGUUUUCUUUUUUUUCUUUUCUUUUUUCUAAAACAAACAAACUUUCUUACUUUCGGCACAGAGAUUGAAACAAUAAAAAUCAAACACAUUUGCUCUUUU